CACAGUGAUGCAAUAAUACUUUCCAAGGGGAAAUGGCAGCUAGGACAUGUCGACACAAUGCGGUCACCGAGACGAGAUUGUUGUCGCUUUUGGGAGGCGUUGUUGGCAAUGAUUACUGAGUAAAGCUCUGCACAAAUAAUCGUUUUCAGUUAUUUUGUCUUAUUGCUUGCGAUAUAUGGUGAAUGCUGCUGUUAUCAUUGUUUAUUUUGCGGAAUUUUCCAGUGGCCUACAUCUACUCCCCAAACUUUUUAGGCCAUAGUUUUGGAGAAUAUCAAGGAAUUUCUAGUUUUCACAGAGAAAGAGUGAGUGAUAAAGAUUAUUUCAAUCAAGAUGAAAUGUUCAGAGUUAAGUUAAAGAGCGGUCAUGGCUGAGCCACAAGUUGGAAGAGACGUUGUUCUUAAAGAGAAAGAAGCCCAAUCUAGAUUGUUAAAGCUACUGCCAACCAAAGCGCAACUUGGCUUCUCCUCCCUCAAGGAGCAGUUUUUGCAAAAGAGUGACAAAGGUGUGAAACGGUUUUUGCAGUCUUCAAAGCCACAAGAUGCUAUCAAGCUGGAGUAUACAUGUAUUGAUGCCACUGAAGAGUUAAUUGCCCUUGGUUGCAAUUUUGGCAUUUUGUUUUUCUUUGACAGAAAGCUUGGUCGUCUUCAAAGGUUUGUGUCUGAGUCAAAGCAAGUUCCCAUCGUCUGUGUGAAAAUCCUGCCCAGCCAAAACUUUGUUGUCACUGGACAGAUGAAUGGUGUCUUGACAAUUUUCAACUAUGGCAAGGAAAAGGAUGGGAAUCACAAGGUCUUACUCAAGUGUACAGUUGACGACCAUCACCAUGCUCCUGUAACAUGUGUUGAAUGGACCCCAGAUGGGACAAAAUUGUUUUCUGGGGAUAGUGAAGGGAAUGUGGCCAUUUCUGUUAUCAACAUCCACGAUGGUCAAACACAUACAGUUUUUAUCUGCAAAGAAGACUGCACUGUAACCCAGUUAGCACUAUGUCAAGCGGCACUCGUUGUCUCCACAUUGCGGCGAUCACUUAUUUGGCCUUUCAACCUAAAGACACCAGUUCAGGUUGGCCAACAGGAAAGAAAAAUUCAGGGAAAGUUUGGUGCAUGCUUCUUUCCGCAACAACAAAAUGCGUCACCAAGCAUUUAUGCUGCAAGGCCUGGCCUACGAAUAUGGCGAGCAAACAUCGAAGGAAAAGUUUCAGCAACAAUGAUUUUCAAAGACUCCAUAACAAAAGGGGAGCCUGAGAUAAACACGCUUAAUUUAGCCUCGUCCUGCAGUGAAAAUCCUGCGCAAACAGAACCAAAGCAGUUCGGACCACUUAUGGUGUUUUCAGACAACUACCUGGUAUCAUGGCAAGGUCCUUGUAUUUGGGUACUAGACCCUAAUCAGGGUGUUGUCGUUGGCUGUCAUAGCAAUUUAGGAUGCAUUGUAGGUGUAGCUGCAAGUAAUGAGGAGUUAUUCGUUCUUACGAAAGGUGAUGAAAACUUUGUGCGAAGAAUCACUUUCGAAAACCGUGCACAGAGCCCCAUAAUUGAAGUAAAGACGUUGGAUUUGAAGGAAAAUGGCGAGUUCAUUGAAAAAAUACCACGUGCAGGCUCUGUCAAUCAAUUUGAAGAAAAUGAUAAAAUCGACAAAAUAAUUGGCGGUGUGAUGAGCAGCACUGUCGGAUUCAUUAGCGGCGUUAAGCGAAAUGUCGUAAAAACUAUAGAACAGAUAAAAACUAAGGACGAAUCGGACGAAAGUACGACCUCAUCAGCAGGCGAAAGUCCAGAUUCGAUGGGGGCUUCGAGCCCGAUAACUAUCGUUCGACGACAGAAUAUUAAUGGAACUCCAGCAAAAUCUGAACCGGACUCGGAGCUACACCCUUCAGUUGCGAGUCCGUGUGUCGUCAUCCCAUCACCUUAUACCGAAUUUUCUCAAAACGAGUCUUCAAAUUGUUUACCGAAUGACGACAAUGUAAAUCAAGAAAGGUCUGAGAACGAAGCACCGAACUUUCAGGAAACAAAACAGUCAAUGGAUGAUAUUAAUACAGAUAACAAGGCAGUUAGUGUUUUGGUCAAGCAUGACAUGAGAGAGAAGCCUUUGCCGUUUCAUCAUAUUUCGGAAAAGGAUUUCAAUACAGACAUUGUGUUUGAGGGCACCUCAAAGCGAAAACCGAGGAAGAAGAGGAGGCUUGGCCUAGACCCCGAACAGCUAAUAGAAACUCAGUCAGAAAAAAAAGAGAACAUUUCUUGCGAAAAGCCGAGAACCGCUGCGGAUGACGUAGAACGUACAACUGAAGCUUCGAAACCAAAGUAUGAAAUUAUGCAGGUUAGUGACGUUGAGCUUCAGACACGCGAGGGUGUGAAUGGGACAGAUGUGUUGGUUUCAACGGAAGUUGAAAAUGCUGAAAAUGUUACCGAAUCAUCAGUCAGGAAGGUAGAAAUACCUUGUGGUUUAGAUGAACAAAGAAGAGCCGACGAAAGGGACGAUGAUGAAAUUUUGCGAAAAAAUGAAAUUGUGAAGGAAGAAGAAACAUCAAACCCUGUCUCAGAGACUUUAGCAUUAACUGGAAUGGAGAAGCCAAUUGUUGAUAAAACGUUAGAUAAAGUCGCUGAGGUUAAGUGUGAUGGCAUAGAUGUUCUAGAUACACCGCGAAAGGACAUUGAAAACAACGAAAAUGAAAUUUAUGAGACAAGUAAAUUAGAUGGCAAUGUGUCGGAAGAACCUGGAAAGCUGACAAAAAUAACGUCAGCGACUCCCGUUGAUUCUGGGACUAUCAACAACCGCUCAACUAAGAAUGAAUUAGAUACAACAAGUAAAGCUACAAUUGAGAAAUGUUUUGAUGACAGAAAGAGAGCAGUGAAGGACCCAUUGUCUUUAGCUCUUGUUACGAGUGAGGUGAAUGGAGAGAACGAGGAAGACCCUAUUUUCGAUCCGUCUGAAGUCCUAAAUGUGGAAAUUGCAACACAGGAGCCGAUUAAAAACUCGCAAGUAAGCGAGCCUUGUAAAACUGUAUAUGGCGAGGCUCUUGAAAGAACUCGUGUACGAACUGACAGCUCUGAGUUUCUUUACUUUGGAGAAACGAACUCGAACGACUCUGACGACUCUUGGCUUGGAGACGAGAAAAUCGAGCUUGAUGAUUCUCCUCCACGUUCCCCUGUGAGCAGUGAGCCGUCACUGUUUCCCGCCCCACAAAUGAAUUACCACUCAAUUUAUUCACAAGAAACUGUAAGCUUAUCAGAAGUGUCCUUCUCAGAACCGGAGCAUGAUGUGCCGUCAUAUGCUAGUAAAAUCCGCGAGAGAGAUGACAAUUUGAUCGAUUCCCUAGCAAUGUUGUCUAUUGACAGUGAUGAGAUGACAGACAUUGAGGACAACCGUUGUCACUCACCAGCAAUCAAUUUGGAUCAGGAUGGUGGAGUAGAGCUUACAGAAGCUCUGUUUCUGCAGCACAAGCAUGGUAUUGGUAGUGCUAGAGAUUCGGUAAGAGGCAGCGAUUGCAGCUCCCCCUCUGUGUUUGAAAUUGACAGUCCUUUACCAGCCUCGUCGCAUACGGUUGCGGAGAAAGUGUCUGAACGACUCCGAUUGCUUGCUGACAGCUGGGCCGAUAUCCCUGUCCCGAGCUGUGGAUCUGCUCAGUCCGUUACUGUUACGGAUACGUUGAUAUGGUGUGUUGACAAUCACGAACACUUAUUUGUUAGCGCAGCGUCAUCAGCGGUUGUUGCUUGGAAGAGGGUAGAUGGAAGAGCAAGGAAGCUAGCAGCAAAUCAAAGCGGAACCAUCAUUUGGGGCGUCAAUAGGAAGAAAGUGGCCUCAUACCGCACCAAUGUGAAGCCAUUUAAUCCUCAAGGAAAUGAUUGGGAAGCGGUUGAGAGUGAGGUUCUUGAUGUUGCCGUUGACGACACGUCUGUUUGGGGAAUCAAAACAAAUGGCGACAUUUUCGUCUGUACUGGGGUUUCACCCGAAAAACCAAAGGGAACUGGACGAAAAACUAUACGAGCAGCCUCGGAUCUGGUUCAGAUUACUUGCCUCGGCUCUAUGGUCUGGGGACUUGAUAUCUAUAACCAUGUGCAGAUUUACCAAGGUGAUCUAAGUUGCCUUGGUGGCAACGAGCAGUCGGCCCAGUGGCUUGAACUUCCUGGUAUAACUGCAAGUAACGUCGCACUCGGACCGAAAGGUGUAUGCUGGAUCAUAGACAGGGAUGGGAAAGUCUGGUUCAACUUGGAGUUGUCUGAGCACAACUUCUUUGGAGGUAAAUGGUACCAGUUAUCAGUUGGGGAAUAUUUAGUGCAAGAUCCAACCAUUUUCUCUACAGUCGUCUCAUUUUUCACAAAAGGUGACGAACCAAAAAUUUUGUCAGGCAACGAUAUAUCAGGAAUUUGGAUUUUAAGCAAGCAUGGCAGCCUACAUGCAGCUCGUGGGCACCUGCUGGGAACAAGAUGGGAGCUGACUGUUCCCAUAGCAAUGGCUACAUCUACCUUCUGGACUUGUGUCUCAGCGCAGGGUGCUACUGGAAAUGGUGGGUUUAUUUGGGCCUUGCAACCGAAUGGAGAUUUGCAUUGCUUUAGACCAGAGAGCAAAAGUUUUGUUGUCCAGCCACCACCAAGAGCAAUGUUAAAGUUCAUCAGUGCUUCACCAAGGUCUCUUUGGGCGUUGACGAACAACCAAGAUGUUUAUAUGAGAAAGGGGAUUUCAGAGACCGCACCACAUGGGCUUAAAUGGAUGCAUGUUGAUAUGAGCACUAUGGGAAGUGAGAGGAUUUGCAGUAUAGCGUGUGGCAUAGUAGUUGUUUGGGCUGUUGAUUUUCAUGGCAAUGUUUGGUUUCAGAUGGGGAAAGAGGACAGUAGAAAGGCUAUUUUCUCUCCCGCUUGGAUCCAGGUGGAAGGCUCCCCGUUUGAUGGCUGUCGAUUCACUAAAGUGGCUGUUGGUUCAAAUGAUUGUCGUGUCUGGGCUGUUGAUGAUAGGAAUAAUGUAUACGCAAGAAGAGAUGUGACGGAAAGUUUUCUUAUUGGCACUGCUUGGGAGGUUGUUGCAGGAACGGGAGCGAAGGACAUUUCAGUUAGCGACAAUUUGGUCUGGGCACUUUGCCCAAAUGGUAACAUUGUAUGUCGCUUUGGUAUCUCAUCUAUAAAUUUUGUUGGAGAUUACUGGAAAACAGUUCCUGGAUGUUUCGAACACAUUUCAGUUACUGCAGAUGACGAACUUUGGGGUAUAGAUAGAAAUGGGCAGCUUUACAAAAGAGACACGGUUCACUUCUUUGGAACACAGUCCACGAGAAAAGUUCCGUCGUAUAGUCAGCUGUUUCCGACCGAUGAUGACUGGGAAUUAAUUUAAUUUGAAUUGAUAGCGUACGUAGCCGUAGAUUUGAUUCUUUUUCAGAUUAAGAAUUAAUUUGCAAAGGAUGCUCAAAUAUAUUUAAGAAAUUUGAAACUUCAUUUCCUUCAAGACCGCGCAUUUGUAAUCCUUUGCAAUUAUAAAAUAGAUUUUGUAGCAAUAUUAUAAAAACCCAAUAGGAUGCACCGAUUUUCUCUAGGUUAAUUGUCUCUAAAUUUUGGAAGUUGGCACAGGGUCAAUUUUGUGAACAAAAUGAUUUUUGUCAUUUUUGCUAUUAGACUUUGUAUUUGGAUUUACUUGUCUCUGAAUGCCUUGUGACGAGUGAGUUAUUGCUUGUAAAGGCCUGUUGAGCUAUUGCACUUGCUCAGAGACCGUUCACAACCCAUCACAACGCCAACCCCUGCUACCUCUCACAUUUCUGACAACCCUUCACAACCUCUUUCAGUUACCCCUAACCUUCAUCAAUGUAAAAUUUUGUUUCCGAAAUAGAAACUAUUCCUGAACAUGAAUAUUAUUUUUAGAUUUUGUACUGAAAUUGAUGUCAACUCUUGACAGUGCUGGCCACUUUCCUUCAAUCCGGUCAACUAUUGUCACAUUUAGGCGACCCUCCUCUCCCCCCUCCCCCGUCAACGUUGAUGUAAAUUCUGAACGCUACCUUUGGUGAUCAUUUCUAAACCUAAAGAAGCAAUGAAAGAAAAUAAUGAAUUCCUGGAAAAGAAAAAUCUUGGCAAUUGAGUGGAAAACCUUCCUAGUGGAUAGUUGUUUUAGUUACUUGGCAGGUCUAAGUAGAACAAAGGUUGAUCCUCUAACCCUGGAAGGGAUUAAUUUCUGCCUAUGUGCUAACCGUUUCUUAUUGCCGUUUCUAUAACGUUGUAUUUGAUCAAAACGGGACGUAUUCAUUAUAACUCCAAAAUUAGAUUAUUCUUUGAUCGUUUGUCAGUCAUUUUACGCGUCAUACAAGUUUUGUCCCAUUUAUAGUUACUAAAUACGUGACGUUAUGUUUGGUUUUGAAAUUAUUGUAGAGAAUGUGCACUUUAUUUUUAUUCAUUUAGUUGUUGUUGUAAUUUGCUUUAUUUAAGUAUUUUAGAAACUGGAUUUGUGACCAUUCAAGUAAAUGCCAGUGAUACGCUUGUUCUAAUCACUGCGAAAUUUCGCUCCGUUUGAAGAUCACAACACAUCCCAAUAUAUUUAAAAAACUAUUUAUAUGACAUUGAAAUCACAGACCACUAUGCACACAGGCCUUAUUCUUCAAUCGUUAGCAAUUAUGGAGCCACAGAUUGUGCUUGUAGUUGUGAAUCUCGUUUCACUUUGUUGACAUACCUUCAUUUAUUAAAAAAAUUCAAAUCCUUGUUAUAUUUUUUCAUUGCAGAGGUUUAGUUAUAGCUAGUGUUAUCAAUAUUAUCAUCACUUUAUUGGUCUUUUCAACAAAAGCUCUUCCUCUCCUGAACCUCACUACUAUAAUGUCAAGAUAUGGCAUUUCUUGGUUCCCCCUCUUUUAACGACCCGAAUGCCCCUCUUAUAUGAUCCGAAUGUAUACAGAAAACAGUAAAUUUCUUGGAAAGUGUUAUUAUCAAGCUCUAUUUAUUUCAGUUUAUUGUAAACAAGAAAUUUUUCGGAAACUGUAGGAAACGUUUUUUUUCAAAAGCUCAUUAAAAUGAAAGUACCAAAAAAGCCUCCUUCCGUUAAACGUCCCUCGAAUUAACCUCCUACAAAAGCUUAAAAAAAUAUAGAACACCCCAAGAGUCUUUUGAAGUAAUACUGUAACCACGGAAGGUUAAAAAUGCAGGAUUAGAAUUCUAUGAUUUAUGUAGUAACCAAGAAAGUAGGAAUACUGUAACAGGCUUUAUAAUCAUACCAAAAUAUUGCUGUUUAGAUACAUGCGAAUACAUAAUUGAAAUAGUAUUAUGUCUUUAUAUUGGCAUACCAAAAGAAAAGCCUAUAAUUUUAGUUUAGAACGACUGUUUUAUGAUUUAGCCCUUUUCAAACUGCAAAAUUCCAAAUAAUCAGAAAAAUUAAACCUCUUUAAAAUUUUCUUUAAACUUUAUUAUUUCUAUAUUUAUCAAUGCAAACGAAUCGUUCUGAAUAAAGCCAGCCAAUUUCUAGUAUACUUUGCUUUAACUAACUAAUUUUUUGUAGUAAUUCUUAGAAAUGUUUUGACAAAGGCAGUAAAUCACUUGAAUUGAAAAAUUAUACUCAAAUUAUUACCUAUUUUUCAUUAUAGAAUUGGAUUGUAGAUGGUUUGCAAAUAAUAGUUUGCUAAAUUUUGUGUUU
This is a messenger RNA of Rhopilema esculentum, 7578 nucleotides long. RefSeq names its product tectonin beta-propeller repeat-containing protein 2. Lineage: Eukaryota; Metazoa; Cnidaria; Scyphozoa; Rhizostomeae; Rhizostomatidae. Gene Ontology annotation, molecular function: protein binding. The record is from RefSeq and is a predicted model, not a curated record.